UAUCCAGGCUUCCCCUCAGCGCGGGUGGCUCCCCUCACUCUGCCUCACCACUGGAAUGAGACCCGCUGGAGCUUGGCGUAGUCCCGCCCUACUGGAGGCCUAGCUACCUCAACCUCAACCUCGGCCUCCAACACUCAGUACCGACAUUCACAACGUACAAAAACUGUGCACCUCAAGAAGUGUUGUGAAAAAUAGAAAAUAAAAACCGUAUUUGUAAUCACAGAAAACAGGUGUCAAUUGAAUGAAACACGGAAUUACCUACAACAUCUUGACAAAGUAAACUGGUUAUAGAUACGACCACAGAUAUCAUGGCAAUCUCGAAAUACGUAACUAGUUUAAAUACACACCUGAAGUGAAAUAGAGAUAUAUUCCUUUAUGAAAAAUCGACACUAGUUACAGGUGAUUAUGUUGGUAAAUAGAGUUGUUUAGUUCUGAAAGUUCGUCAGUAUGUCUGGGAGAGGCAAGUGGAUAGAAUGGGUAGAGAGUGUACCCAGUUUCUACAUGGCGUCCGAACCAGGGCCUUCAUGGAGGUAUAAUUCGUCUGUUCCUGCCAGUGUUACCACCACAGCUCUCACCACUACCACGCCCACUAUCCCAGCAACUAUCACCACAACCUCUGAUGCCAGGGUGGUGAGGAGGAAUCGUCGUGGUGUUGCUGUUACUACUGCUACUGGUGGUGAUGGUGAUGCCAAAGCUUCAACAUCAGCGCCUCCUUCAGCCUCCAACGAACGUGUGGUGUUAGGUGUCAUCCCUUCCAUCCCAACAAACUACGCCACUGCCUCCACUACAAAUGUCAACACCACGUCUACAAAUGUUACUGCCAACUCUCCCUACGUCACCGCCACCACUACCUACGUCACUGCCACGCCUUCUUACGUCACCGACACCUCAACUUACGUCGUCUCUUCUUCGGGUUUCGUCGUCACUUCUCCUACCUAUGUCACCGCCACCCCGGCCUCCAGCAACUACCAGCGUGUCUACUAUGCAACACACAGGUACUAGUAAUAACAAUUUGGGGAUUUUAGGUACAAUAUUUCUCUCCUGUGACGCCACUAGCAGUCGAUUCACCUGCAUACGGAAGAUGAUCAGGUGAUUAUGUAAACACGAUGAGUUACCUGGCCGUGUUUACGUCACACGCCUGGUGGCCACUGAGGUAACUAUUAAC
Homarus americanus (American lobster) is the source of this 1165-nucleotide messenger RNA. RefSeq names its product mucin-2-like. The transcript has 2 exons. The record is from RefSeq and is a predicted model, not a curated record. Lineage: Eukaryota; Metazoa; Arthropoda; Malacostraca; Decapoda; Nephropidae. The coding region runs from base 448 to 1002 and encodes 184 amino acids.